Nicotiana attenuata is the source of this 1172-nucleotide messenger RNA. RefSeq lists its product as uncharacterized. Bases 129 to 920 code for a protein of 263 amino acids. The record is from RefSeq and is a predicted model, not a curated record. Lineage: Eukaryota; Viridiplantae; Streptophyta; Magnoliopsida; Solanales; Solanaceae. The transcript has 2 exons.
CUUCCUCAGAAUAUUCCUUUUUCUAAUCUCUUUCUCUCUCUCCAGACGAUUGUUUCUUCAUUUCUCUCUCUUCUUUCUCUGUUGUUAUAUAUACAAGUUUUGUUGUAUACAAACUUCGUUGUGAAGCUAUGUCGAUUGCGUUAGAGAGGAAUAAUACAGCAGAUCGUCAGAUCGAACGGCCCGGAUUCGUGCACGGAAUGGCGUUUAUUCCAAUCUAUAAGUCGGUAGAUCUUAGGGUUCAGGCAAAGCAGGAAAAUGAGGAUGAUCGGACCUCUUCCUCGUCUUCUUCUUCUUCGAUUGGUAGGAAUAGUGAUGACUCGCCGGCGGCGGGAGAUGCUUCGUCGGACGGCGACGGCGACGGCGACGGCGACGGCGACGGCGAGGAGGUUCAGAGUCCUUUCAAACCUGCUGGUGCUUUGGAUAAUUUGGAGGCUUUAGAGGAGGUUUUGCCAAUAAAGAGGGGCAUAUCAAAUUUUUACGCUGGAAAAUCAAAAUCAUUUACUAGCCUAGCAGAUGCAGCAUCAUGUUCCUCGCUUAAAGAUAUGGUUAAGCCAGAGAAUGCAUUCACUAGGAAACGCAAGAACUUGCUUGCUCACAACAAUUUCUUUGACAAGAAUCGGAAUCACUUCCCAAGAAAUUAUAGUGGUGGGUUAUACAAGAGACCGAUAAACUCUAGAAGCUCAUUAGCUCUUGGUGCAACCUCAAGCUGCUCUGAGAGCAAUAACAGCUCUGAGUCAUUGAACUCAAAUCCAUCAUCACCUCAUUUUUCUCUUCCUCCUUUGCCUCCGCAAUCAAGAAGAUAUAGCAAUGAGUCAUCAUCAUCACCUCCUGAACAGAAGUUUAGUGCAUGGAGGUCUUUCUCCUUAUCGGAUCUGCAAGGGGCUGCUGCUUCAACUCCCAGUCUCACGGGCAUAAAGUAAUAGAGAAGAUAUCUUGACAAUAACUUAUUUUUGUUGUCACCCUAUGAGCCUAACUUCAUAUAGGUUUCAAUGGAGGUUGGCUUAUUUUAGCAGUUAUAGGCUUCAGUCUCGCACCCUGCCUCUGUAAUUAUUGAUCAAGGCAUACCAAAUCUUGGCAUCUUAAGAAUGUAAUUGCUCCUGCUCACUUUUAACCUCUUUAUCCUGUUGUAUAUUUCAAUGUGUUGUUUGCCUAAUUUAGGGAUUUUAUAUGUU